AAACCAACAAGAAAUAUUAAUUACCAGUAGAUUUAACCGGUAGAAGUUUCCAAAGGUUCGACCCGGUUCACCAGCAUUUGAUCUCCACGUUACACCAACAGAGUAUUACAUAAUGUUGGGCUUAUCUAUUUGUACAUCUCAUUCAAACGAUUAACUGUAAGCAGCCAUUGUGAUUUAUUGAAUGCAAGGAGAGGGCUAGUGUAUUGGUCAAUGAAGUGUGAAUGAAAUUGCAAAGAGCUUCAGUGUGUGACCCAAUGGAAGUAUUAGAGUGACCAGGUGACUGAAAAAGACCAGAAAUGGAUCUUAUGCCGGACGAAUAAACAAGCACGUUUGUAGAUAUAUACAUUUAUUUGCGAGCCUGAAUAAUUCAAACGGCAAGGAAAAACUGUUCUUGGUCCACUGCCGGCCGGGGAAGACUGACCGGUCGCAUAUGGAGUGAUCACGGCGUAUAGGCCUAUUAAAGAAUUUAAAUGUCAUGGCUUCUCAAUGUGAUGUUGCGAAGCGUGCAGUAGACGGAUCCACUUCCGAAUUUCUCUUGAAAGAUAUUGCGAUUCGUGCGUCGAAAAAUGAAUACGACGAAAAUCACAAUGAGGAGGGUAUAAUAAACAUGUCGACUGCUCACAACGAGUCGGUACGAGAGAUCAUCACUGAAAAGAUGAACCAGAAAGACCUUCAGACUUGGGACCAUAGCAUGCUUCCUUACAAUCUCGAACGAAACGGAAGCAGUCGCCUCCGGAGAGCCCUGUCGGAUUUCCUAUCAACGUUGAAUGGUCAAAAAGCUCCCGGAACGCUUGAUCCAGAUAAGUUCGUCAUCGUGAAUGGAGUGACGUCAGCCCUUAGUGCAAUGGCUUAUGUGUUAUGCGACCAUGGGGAUACCAUUUUGACACCAUCUCCGAUGUACGGAGCAAUUCCACGUGAUCUAGUGGUUCAGAGCGGAGUGAAGACUUAUCCCGUGUAUGUAAGCAGUAAGGCAGAACCCGAUGGAAGAAAACCGUGGGAACUUAAUGUCGAUCUUCUAGAAGCAGGCUUGGAAAAUGCAAAGCAGGAGGGACAUAAUGUCAGAGCUCUUUUGCUGGUAAACCCUAUCAAUCCUUUCGGAACAGUGUACACAAAACAACAAAUGUUGGACUACCUCGCAUUCUGCAAAAGGCAUGAUAUACACUGCCUAAUCGAUGAGAUUUACAGCGCAAGUAUCUUCGAGGAAUCAGCAGAUAGUUCCAGUGUAUUCACCUUGAAUUCCGAAGAGCUACCGGACAAGGAGAAAACGCAUGUCGUCUGGGGAACAGCGAAGGAUUUCGGAAUGCCAGGUUGUCCGUUUGGAGCGUGCUAUACAUGGAAUCCCAGAGUUUUAACUGGUCUCGAAAAACUAAUUGAUUUCUACCAGAUCCCGAGCUUCGUUCAAACGGCAGUGGCAAAAAUGCUAGAGGAUAAAGAGUGGCUGAGAUGGUAUCUUCCUACGCACAAUAAGAUGUUGCAGAAAUCUUCCACCACAGUGAUGGAGACGUUGGAAGAGUUGGGUGUAUCGUUCGUCAGACCAACCGCUGGGUUAUUCAUUUGGGCAGAUUUUACAAGUAUCAUCGGGGACGUCAACAAAGACACUGAGAAACAGUUUGCUCUUCACUGUCUUGAUCACGGACUGGCAAUCGCACCAGGGUCUGCCUUCGUUUACAACGAACUCGGCUGGGCUAGACUAGUCCAUGCUCUACCAAGAGCUAAACUUAUCGAAGCAAUGAAGAGGCUCAAAGAAGCUUGUGAAACAUUCCAAACAAGGUACACACGUUGAAGAUUUGGACCAAGACUCGAAUCGAAACGCUACAGAUUGAGGCGCAGAUGGUAGAAAAUUGACCAGGGGACGUAUUCCAUAGAACACAUAGAUGCACGAUUGUAUGGAAGACAUUGAUAAUUCGCACGUUUUGAUAAUAAUGAUAGAGGAUUUGUAUAGUGCACGUAUCCACCUUGCUAUGUGCUCGAGACGCUCCUAUAUUACCCCGGCUAAGCUAUAUACAUGUAGUCUACAGAUUAUGGUACGCACAGCUUUUUUUGAGGAAUUACUUCCUGCCGAUACCCAUUUACCUCACCUGGGUCGAGUGGAUAAAUUUCUUUCUGAAGGAAAACAAGCCAUGGCUAGGAUUCAAACACACGACCCUCUGUUUGAAAGGCGAGAGUCAGAACCACUAGACCACGACGCACCCGACGCACGCUUCGCCCUCUUUGAAAAACAUGGAAACGCACAUUCUACCUUAAAACGUAUUCCGAUACAGCGUCUCCUUGUGAUGGAGUCUCUCAAGGGCACGAACUUGGUCCACUUCUGAUCCUCCACUCGAAAACACGUGGAAUAAUUAGGUCAAGUGUGUCCCAGAGAGGUUCCCAUCCGACCCUUUCUGGAUAACCUGUGACUUGGUAUAUUAUCAUUAUCUAUGUAGACCUAUGUAAGUUCAAUUACUCCUGUGACCAUGGUGACGUACAUUCUGCGCAUUGUGUAUGUAUGAUUUAUUGUAUACCAACACUCAAUGGGGAGGGCCUUUAAAAUACACUGUAAAUUAUUAAUAUUUAUUCUACGCUUUUCCAAGCAUUGCUGUUUGCGUUGUUAAUAUCUAUAUUGUUAAGUUUCCUUAAAAAAUUCGAUGUCAUAUGGCUAUUAAAGUGCUGCACAAACUAUUAUGUU
Messenger RNA from Lytechinus pictus (painted urchin), 2665 nucleotides. RefSeq names its product 1-aminocyclopropane-1-carboxylate synthase-like protein 1. Bases 476 to 1783 code for a protein of 435 amino acids. Gene Ontology annotation, molecular function: transaminase activity; pyridoxal phosphate binding. The transcript has 12 exons. NCBI's taxonomy places the organism in Eukaryota, Metazoa, Echinodermata, Echinoidea, Temnopleuroida, Toxopneustidae. Gene Ontology annotation, biological process: amino acid metabolic process; biosynthetic process. The record is from RefSeq and is a predicted model, not a curated record.